CGCUUUCCUAUUGGGUGAGCCUCCUCCAGCGCUUCCGGGUCAGGAGGGGCGUUUCCGGGGCCGAGGGAAGAUGGCGGCGACGAUGCGGAUCCAGAGUGAUUGGAACCAGGUGCUGAGGAGGAACGAAGGCGAAGCCUGGCUGAGCUGCAGGAGCCCAGGGAAAUCUACUUUGUAUGGCAGCCUGACAUGCCAGGGAGUAGGCUCAGAUGGAAUUCCAGAGAUCUCAGCCUCUGAAGGAUUUUUUGUAAAUGAAAUAACCAAGAAAAGCAUACUUGUUUCUUGCCCUCAUGAAAAUGUUUCCACAAAAUUUUUGGCACCAUACACAAGCUUUUGCAGAAUUCAUCAAAAAAGCCCCCAAAAAAUACAUGAAGCAGCCACAUAUGAUGCAAAGAGGCACUUGGCUUUCUUGAUAAUCUGCAUUGAUAUUUCCAGUGGCGGGGGCCUUGGCGUAUCUUCCAGCACCGAUGGAACCAUGAAAAUCUGGCAGGCGGCUAAUGGAGAAAUAAGAAGACUGUUGGAAGGCCAUGUGUAUGAUGUGAAUUGUUGCAGGUUUUUCCCAUCGGGCCUUGUGGUUCUGAGUGGGGGAAUGGAUGCCCAGCUAAAGAUCUGGUCAGCAGAAGAUGCCAGCUGCGUAGUAACGUUUAAAGGUCACAAAGGAGGUAUCCUGGACACAGCCAUUGUGGAUCGGGGAAGAAAUGUCAUUUCCAGUUCUAGAGACGGCACUGCCCGCCUCUGGGAUUGUGGGAAAUCUGCUUGCCUAGGCGUUGUUGCAGAUUGUGGUUCUCCUGUGAAUGGCAUUGCUCUGGGUAUUGCUGACAAUACAAUAAAUCUGAGCUCACCUGAAAAUGCACCUAGUGAACGAGAAAUUGGGACAGAAGGGAAAAUCCUACUGUUGGCUCGGGAAGACAAAAAGCUCCAAGGUGUGGGAUUACAGAGCAGGCAGCCGGUGUUUCUCUUUGUUGGAUCCGAUGCAUUUAACUGCUGUACCUUCCUCUCAAGCAUCUAUCUUCUAGCAGGGACUCAGGAUGGAAAUAUAUAUCAGCUGGAUGUGAGAAAUACAAAGGCUCCAGUUCAGAUCAUUCAUAGAUCAGGAGCACCAGUGCUUUGUCUGCUCCCUUAUAGAGAUGGAUUUAUUGCCAGCCAAGGUGAUGGAACCUGCUUUAUUAUUCAGCAAGAUCUUGAUCACGUAAUUGACCUCACAGAAGCAGACUGUGACCCUGUAUACAAGGUAGCUACAUGGGAGAAACAAAUCUAUACAUGCUGCAGAGAUGGGAUGGUGAGGAGAUACCAGCUUUCUGACCUCUGACCAUUUGUGGUGUGUGGAAAAGAGAUGAACUAAGAAACAAGGCUAAAGUCUAGCUAGGUUAGAACCUAGGCCAUGUAGCAUUUCCAAAUAAAAGCAAUGCUACCUUUCUAGGACUGUACAGUAUAUAUGAAGUGUGUAUAUAUAAGCUUUGAGAACAUUGUUGUGAUAAAAUCUAAGAACAAGGCUGUACAUAGAAUUCUUGAUCUUGUGCUGCUUAUUACAACCAAAGUUUAGACCAUUCUGUUGCAUUAACAUCUUCUAUAAGCUGUUUACUGGAAGACCCUUUGUAUCUGCAAUAUAUGUACGGAACUGUUUUCAACAUUCAGUGAACAAUUUUGGUAUUUCUAACAAGACCAUGAUCUUGGGGCUGGAGAGAUGAGAUCUGGAGGUGACCAUACUGCAGAAUUGAUUGAAAUAAAGGGAUUGACUUUUGAUGACCCCUUUUCUAGAGAAGUUUGUGCAUUUUCAAGACAGUUAAUUUAAAAGCAAAACGACUGUGUCCAUGUCACAUUCAACACCUCAUAACCUUUCUUGUGACUCUGUUCUACAAUAAAAAGUAUGAUUUUGUGAA
Chelonoidis abingdonii (Abingdon island giant tortoise) is the source of this 1877-nucleotide messenger RNA. Lineage: Eukaryota; Metazoa; Chordata; Testudines; Testudinidae. The record is from RefSeq and is a predicted model, not a curated record.